Molecule: messenger RNA, 1946 nt
Organism: Balaenoptera acutorostrata (minke whale)
Lineage: Eukaryota; Metazoa; Chordata; Mammalia; Artiodactyla; Balaenopteridae
Product: nucleolus and neural progenitor protein-like
Biological process (GO): positive regulation of Notch signaling pathway
Cellular component (GO): nucleus
Source: RefSeq, a predicted model, not a curated record
UCUCCUGCCUCCCAAGAUGGCUGCGCUGCUGCCGGGCCCGGAACCGUGGAACCGCGUGAGGAUCCCUAAGGCGGGGAGCCGCAGCGCAGUGAUCGUACAGGACCCCGGCGCGGCGCUGGCUGUAAUUAAAGAAUGCUGUCUCGUUACACUGUCACUGAAGAGCCAAAUCUUAGAUGCAGAAACAGAUGUAUUAUGUGCAGUCCUUUACAGCAAUCACAACAGAAUGGGCCGCCACAAGCCCCAUUUGGCCCUCAAACAGGUUGAACAAUGUUUAAAACGCUUGAAAAACAUGAAUUUGGAAGGUUCAAUUCAAGAUCUCUCUGAGUCAUUUUCUUCUAAUGAAAAUCAACCUGUAAAUACCAAAGCGUGUGUCAUCCCUAGCCAACCAGUGGUGGAACUGGUGUUGAUGAAGAUUUUGGGAGCCUGCAAGUUGCUACUUCGCUUGUUGGACUGUUGCUGCAAGACAUUUAUCUUGACUGUGAAACAUCUAGGUUUGCAAGAAUUCAUUAUUUUAAACCUUGUGAUGGUUGGGCUGGUGAGCAGGUUAUGGGUUCUCUAUAAAGAUGUUUUAAAAAGGCUGGUUUCUUUAUAUGAGCCAUUGUUUGGAUUACUUCAAGAGGUCUCCAGGAUUCAACCAUUGCCUUACUUCAAAGGUUUUACCUUUCCUUCUGAUAUUGCUGAAUUUUUAGGAGAGCCCUACUUUGAAAUCUUUAAGAAAAAAAUGCCUACAGCUUUUGCAGCUAAAGGAGUAACUAAACUGCUAAAUAAACUAUUUUUAACAAAAGAGCGAUCACAGAGGUCCAGUGAAGAACCAUUACUUGGAAUUUCCAAAAAAGCUAAACAAAUGAAGAUCAAUAUUCAGAAUAAUGUGGAUCUUGGACAGCCAGUAAAGAAUAAGAAAAUCUUAAAAGAAAAGUCAUCAGAAUUUGACGUGAGGGCUUUCUGCAAACAGCUGAAACACAAAGCUUUCAGUUUGCCAAAGAAACUAGAGUGCAUAAAAACAUCAAUUUGCAACUGCCUUCUUCAUGGCUCAGGUAGCAAAACUUUGAAGGAUCAUCUGAGACAAAGAAGAUCACAGAAUAAAUUUUCAUUGAAACGAAGGAAACCACAGAGAAAGUUGCAGUCGACUCUUUUAAAGGAAACCCAGCAGCCCCCUCAAGGGACUCAGAGUGCUACCGAUAUCAUUAAAGGGAGACUCUCACACCCUACAGUUCGUACACCUGAUCUCUACCCUAACAAUAAGCAAGUGUUGAGUAGAAGAGUUUCAAGUCCUGUCAUACAAACUAAGGAGAAACAAAUUCAUGAAAAUCUUAUAGAAAGCAAUGAAAAUGAAACUGAUUCUUGGACAAUGAUGCAAAUAAAUAAACAUAAUACAUCAGGAAUCACUAAGGGGACAGACGACAUUGAUGAUAUUUUUGCUUUAAUGGGAGUUUAGAUGCUCAUAUGUGAGACUUUUAACUGGUUAACCAACUGCUCCAGUGUUCUAAGUAGAACAGCUGAGAUCUGGAAGUACCAUUUGGACUCAGAGGAGCUGCUUAAGUGCAACAUUGUAGAGCAGUUCAUUUUAGUUCAGUAAACACUUGUCAUCGCUUUGUGUCAUUUAACUGACAAAUAUUUGACUAACAGUCAAUUUUUGACUUAAUUAGGACCUGAAUAAUUAGGUUUGCAAAACCUACACUGUGCCUUAGGUAAAUGGGGAGCAGGGGUGGGGAGUAGCAAGGAAUCACCAAAAAGGUCACUUUAGCCUUCAUGGCUCCAUUGUAGGUAAGUGCUCUUCUGAACACCAAGGUUUGUAGCUUUUAACAGUUGUGCCGUUUUCUGUAUGUUAGAAUUAUCAUCGAGGUUUUGCCACUAUUACCAGGGAGUGGUCACAACCAUUAUUUCACUUCAUUUGUUAACCUUACCGCAUAGGAGGGCAUAUUAAAAUGCUUUUGGAGUUCUACAAA